This is a messenger RNA of Nymphaea colorata (pocket water lily), 3124 nucleotides long. Its product is annotated as ABC transporter G family member 3. The transcript has 13 exons. The record is from RefSeq and is a predicted model, not a curated record. Gene Ontology annotation, molecular function: ATP hydrolysis activity; ABC-type transporter activity; ATP binding. Bases 941 to 3100 code for a protein of 719 amino acids. NCBI's taxonomy places the organism in Eukaryota, Viridiplantae, Streptophyta, Magnoliopsida, Nymphaeales, Nymphaeaceae. Gene Ontology annotation, cellular component: membrane.
UCUAAUGCCGCUUUCAGUACAUGCUAAACUUGGUUGUGUGUUUCAAAAGCGUUUGGGUUGGAUUGCAUUUUCUUUGAAUUUAUCUAUGCAGAUGCAGGUGGCAUGAAUUCCUUAUCGAAUCUGUUACUUAUAUUUUUAUUGUGGUAUAUAGAUCAGUUCAUUUAAAUCAUCUAGUUUAGACUGAUAUGCAAGUAUAUCUAAACACCUUUCGUUGAAGGUGUGAGAUUUCUUCUAUCGAUCUCAAUUCGAUUCAGUCGGUUUUCUUCCGAUUUUGACAACAGUGAGAGGCUUGGAAAACGGUAAACGGCUGUGUAUUGAGAACCCAGUAAACUGCACUUCACAAAUGAGGUCUAGUUGGGUCCAACGGCAGCAAAAUUCAAUGUCGGUAAAUUUCCAAGUCUCACCCGGCAUUCAAUGCAGGGAAGACUGAAACGGUCCAAAAGAAAGGAAGCAUUCGAGUGCCACAUCAAUCAUCCUUUACUCUUUUAACUCUUUUAGCUUUUGCUUUCUAAAUUGUCAGCUCAAGACAGGAACAGCAGAGGCGGCAGCAGCAGAAUCACAGCCCUCAGGAUAUUCAACCGGCAGUCAAAAAGAGGAAAAUAUGUGAUCGCCCGGGCUUUAUUAAAUAAUCGGAAAAGGGAAGAAGAAGAAAUCGGGGGAAGAUCAGAACUCUCUCUCUCUAUCAUUUGCUGGGGAGCAAGAAGUGCCUUGGUUCCUCUUUUCCUGUAAAAAGGAAGAGUUUGUUCAGGCCAGGGAUUUGGUAGGGUUUAUCAAGUUCGGUUCUGCAUAAUGCGACAACUGAGGAUCUUAGGUUUCAGAGCUACUGUUCGCUCACUUGAUUGGUGCGUUCGCUCACUUGAUUGAAAAUUUUCAAGCUGGGUUUGAGAUAGAAUCGUGAUAGCUGUAGAUGGUGUUGAGCUCUUGAAAAGGAGAAAAACAGAUGGAGGAGAUACAUGCUUCUUCAGAUCAUUACAGAUCAUCAUCUUCAUCGGCUAGUAGUCCUCCUAGCAGAGUGCCUUCCUCUUUCAUCUAUGUCCGCAAACCCGCCUCUUUCAGGCAACCAAUCUCUUUUGAAGAUUCCCCUGAGUGGGAUGAUGCAGAAAUCGAUCAACCAGAGGAGACUACUGACUCAAUCAAUAUAGUCACGGCAUCUCCGUCACUCUCAAAGAUGAACAGUGGGUCCAUACAGUCUCCUCCAUUGCAGGAUAAUGCCAUUGUGCCAAGAAAGGUAGCAGGCGCUUCACUUGUGUGGAAGGAUCUCACUGUGACUGAAAAAGGGAAGAGGAAAUACUCUGAACAAGUUGUUAAGAGUUCCACCGGGUAUGCACUUCCAGGAACACUAACGGUUAUCAUGGGACCUGCAAAAUCUGGAAAAUCGACUCUUUUGAGGGCAAUCGCAGGGAGAUUACCAAGAUCAGCAAAAGUAUAUGGGGAAGUGCUGGUAAAUGGACGUAAAACAAGAUUGCAGUACGGAACAUACGGUUAUGUUGAGAGAGAAGAUGCUUUGAUAGGAUCCUUAACUGUCCGAGAAAUGCUGUAUUAUUCUGCAUUGCUGCAGCUUCCAGCUUUCUUUUCUCAAAAAAAGAAUCUUGUAGAAGAAGCCAUCUCAGCAAUGUCAUUAGGGGAUUAUGCUGACAAGCUCAUUGGUGGCCAUUGUUAUAUGAAGAGACUUGCAAAGGGUGAGAGAAGACGAGUGAGCAUUGCUAGGGAACUCGUCAUGAGGCCGCAUGUACUGUUUAUAGAUGAGCCCCUUUAUCAUCUCGACAGUGUAUCAGCACUGCUUAUGAUGGUAACCUUAAAGAAACUGGCUAGCUCAGGGUGCACAAUUUUGUUCAGCAUGUACCAAAGCAGUACCGAAGUAUUUGGGUUGUUUGACAGAAUUUGUCUUCUAUCAAAUGGAAACACAUUAUUUUUUGGUGAAACAUUGGCAUGCUUGCAGCAUUUCUCGAAUGCUGGGUUUCCUUGUCCCAUUAUGCAAAGUCCCUCUGAUCAUUUUCUACGUGCUAUAAACACUGAUUUCGACAGGAUUAUAGCAAUGUGCAAAACGUGGCAGGAUGAUCAUGGGGAAUUUUCAUCAGUUAAUAUGGACACUGCAGUUGCAAUCAGAACUCUUGAAGCUACUUAUAAAACUUCAAAUGAUGCUGCUGCGGUCGAAACUAUGAUCCUUAAGUUGACAGAGAAGGAGGGUCCACCACUGAAAAGUAAUGGCCAAGCAAGUUCUUUCACACAGAUUGCUGUUCUUACCUGGAGGUCAUUGUUAGUCAUGUCCCGAGAAUGGAACUACUUUUGGCUUCGAUUACUUCUUUGCUUAUUACUCAUGAUUUGUAUUGGUACAAUAUUUUCGAGACUUGGGCAUUCUCUUUCAUCAAUUUCGGUUAGAGUUGCUGCAGUGUUUGUUUUUGUGUCCUUUACAUCACUUGUGAGCAUUGCUGGAGUACCAGCACAAAUAAAUGAAAUUAAGAUCCACAUCUAUGAGCAAUCUUGUGAGCAUUCGGCAACAGGCGCUUUUGUUAUUGCAAACCUGCUCUCCAGCAUUCCCUUCUUGUUCUUGAUUUCAGUCUCCUCAAGUUUGAUAUUCUAUUUCCUCGUCGGAAUGCGGAAUGAAUUUGGGUUGUUCAUGUACUUUGUUUUGAACUUCUUCAUGGCUCUCCUAGUUAAUGAAGGUCUCAUGAUGGUUAUUGCAUAUAUUUGGCUGGAGCCACUCAAGGCCAUCCUAAGUCUGUUAUGUGCACAAGUGGUCAUGAUGCUUGUUGCAGGCUAUUUCCGACUCAGAAGUGAAUUACAUGAACCAGUAUGGAAGUAUCCAUUGUCUUACGUGGCAUUCCACACAUAUUCCGUCCAAGGACUUCUAGAAAAUGAAUAUAGUGGUACGUCUUUUGCUGUAGGGCAGGUAAGGACUAUUCCUAGUGUACAGGCACUUCGUGGCUCAUAUCCCAUAUCUUCUUCUCUAAAUGCAAAAUGGGAGAACUUGCUCUUCUUAUUUCUAAUGGCAGUUGCUUAUCGUAUCAUCUUGUUCAUUUUACUUCGCCUGCGUGUGCGGGGGAGGAUAGUUGCUUGUAAAUUUCAUAUGCCUCACAGUAUAAUAAAAAAAGCAAGGUGAAUAAAUGUGUGUUUUUUGCUAAUA